CUGACUAGAGUGUGAAGUUUCAUGUAGAAAUUACAUCGUCAUUUCUUUAAACUAAACAGUUUUAACAUAUACUUGGCUAUAAAGUGAAGCCAUGACUACCUACCAAGAAUUUAUACAACAGAAUGAAGACCGGGAUGGUGUACGAUUCAGUUGGAAUGUCUGGCCAUCAAGUCGGUUGGAAGCUACCAGAAUGGUGGUGCCAUUAGGAUGUUUAUAUACACCAUUAAAAGAUAGAGCUGAUUUACCUCCUAUACAAUAUGAUCCUAUAUUGUGUACCAGACCAACAUGUCGAGCUAUUCUCAACCCUUACUGUCAGAUUGAUUACAGAGCUAAAAUGUGGGCUUGUAACUUCUGUUAUCAGAGAAACCCGUUUCCACCACAAUAUUCAGCUAUAUCAGAACAGUGUCAACCUGCAGAAAUUAUACCUCAAUUUUCUACCCUAGAAUAUACUAUCACAAGAGCCAGCUGUUCACCACCUAUAUUUCUAAUAGUAUUAGAUACAUGUAUGGAGGAAGAAGAUCUUCAAGCUUUAAAGGAAUCACUACAGAUGUCUUUGAGUUUAUUACCACCUAAUGCCCUCAUUGGCUUAAUAACUUAUGGUAAAAUGGUACAAGUUCAUGAGUUAGGAAGUGAAGGAGUUUCUAAAAGCUAUGUGUUUAGAGGAACUAAAGAUUUGAAUGCUAAACAGAUACAAGAUAUGUUGGGUAUUGGUCGUGGUGCUGCUCAACCACAACAAAAUAGAGGUGGACCUCAAAAUCCACAAUCACAGCAACUCCCUUCUAACAGAUUUUUACAACCAGUACAUAAAUGUGAUAUGAGUUUAACUGAUCUGUUAGGAGAAUUACAGAGAGAUCCAUGGCCAGUUUCACAAGGUAAAAGACCAUUAAGAUCUACUGGUGUGGCUCUAUCUAUAGCUGUUGGUCUAUUAGAGUGUACUUUUCCUAAUACUGGUGCUAGAAUUAUGUUAUUCGCUGGAGGAUCCUGUACACAAGGUCCUGGUAUGGUAGUAGGGGAUGAAUUAAAACAUCCCAUCAGAUCUCAUCAUGAUAUAGAAAAAGAUAAUUGUAAAUACAUGAAGAAGGCUAUGAAGCAUUAUGAAGCUCUAUCAAAUCGUGCUGCUAAUAAUGGUCACGUGAUAGAUAUAUAUUCCUGUGCUUUAGAUCAAACUGGUUUACAUGAAAUGAAAUUCUGUCCUAAAUAUACCGGUGGUCAUUUGGUAAUGGGAGAUUCUUUUAAUACAUCAUUAUUUAAACAAACAUUUCAACGUGUGUUCUCUAAAGACAGUAAAGGGGAAUUUAAAAUGGCUUUUGGUGCAACAGUGGAAGUUAAAUGUUCUAGAGAAGUUAAAGUAUCAGGUGCUAUGGGACCAUUAGUAUCAUUAGGUGUUAAAGGACCAGCUGUUUCAGAUACUGAAAUAGGUCUUGGUGGUACCUGUCAAUGGAAAUUAUGUGGUCUCUAUCCAAAUACAUCUUUAGGGCUUUUCUUUGAAGUAGUGAAUCAACACAAUGCACCAAUACCACAAGGUGGAAGAGGUUAUGUACAGUUUAUAACACAAUAUCAACAUAGUAGUGGUCAGAGACGUGUUCGUGUAACAACUAUAGCUAGAAACUGGGCAGAUGCUAGUACCAGCCUACAACAUAUAGCAGCUGGUUUUGAUCAAGAAGCCGCAGCUGUGUUAAUGUCCAGAUUAGCUGUUUAUAGAGCAGAAACUGAUGAUGGACCAGAUGUAUUGAGAUGGCUAGAUAGAAUGUUAAUAAGACUGUGUCAGAAGUUUGGAGACUACAAUAAAGAUGAUCCUAACUCAUUUAGAUUUUCUGAAAACUUUUCCUUAUAUCCACAAUUUAUGUUUCAUUUACGACGUUCACAGUUUUUACAAGUAUUUAAUAACAGUCCUGAUGAAACUUCAUAUUAUAGACACAUGUUAAAUACAGAAGAUUUAACUCAGUCUUUAAUUAUGAUACAACCUAUAUUAUAUGCAUAUUCUUUCCAUGGUCCCCCAGAGCCAGUAUUAUUAGAUUCCAGUAGUAUAACAGCAGACCGUAUUUUAUUAAUGGACACAUUUUUCCAAAUAGUAAUAUAUCAUGGAGAGACAAUACAUGAAUGGAGAAAACAAGGAUAUCAUGACUUACCAGAAUAUGAGAAUUUUAAACAAUUGUUACAAGCACCAGUAGACGAUGCUCAAGAAAUAUUACAGACAAGAUUCCCUAUGCCAAGAUACAUUGUUACAGAAUGGGAUGGUUCUCAGGCCAGAUUUUUACUAUCUAAAGUUAACCCCUCACAGACACAUAAUAACAUGUAUGGAUUUGGUCAGAUUGUAACAUCAUCUGAGGAUUCUGGAGCUCCUGUAUUAACAGAUGAUGUUAGUUUACAAGUAUUUAUGGAUCAUUUGAAAAAAUUGGCUGCAUCUUCCUCAUCUUGAUUGUAAUGUGGUGUUAUAGACAGAUAUUUCUUUAAGAACUAGUCAGAAUACAAAUAUUAAUUUAAUUCCUUUUCUAUGUGCUAAUUAUCUGUUAACAUUAGAAUUAUUUAUGGACAAUGUUGAAGUGGUUUACUGACACUAUAUUUCAAAUAUACGCACACAUACUUUUCAUACUUUGGCUAUUGUCUUGAAGUACAUUUUAUUAAAUUAUAGAUAAAAGCAAAUAUUAUAAACCACAAAAUGUUUGCAAUGGUUGUUUUUGACAAGAAUGACAUUAUCAGUGCACAUUUUUUUCUUUUAUUUUCCAUGAGUUUGGGAUAUAGAUAUCUUAUUGUUGUUAAUGUAAUUAAAUGUCAUAUAUUGUAUAAACUUAAUCUGAUAAAAUAAUUUUAUUUCUAAAUAAAUGCUUGUACUAAA
Lottia gigantea (owl limpet) is the source of this 2836-nucleotide messenger RNA. RefSeq lists its product as hypothetical. Lineage: Eukaryota; Metazoa; Mollusca; Gastropoda; Lottiidae. The record is from RefSeq and is a predicted model, not a curated record. The coding region runs from base 92 to 2419 and encodes 775 amino acids. Gene Ontology annotation, cellular component: endoplasmic reticulum exit site; COPII vesicle coat. The transcript is spliced from 19 exons. Gene Ontology annotation, biological process: COPII-coated vesicle budding; intracellular protein transport; COPII-coated vesicle cargo loading. Gene Ontology annotation, molecular function: zinc ion binding; GTPase activator activity.